Messenger RNA from Leptonychotes weddellii (Weddell seal), 1017 nucleotides. It is a transcript of the gene PPP1R1C, whose product is annotated as protein phosphatase 1 regulatory inhibitor subunit 1C. NCBI's taxonomy places the organism in Eukaryota, Metazoa, Chordata, Mammalia, Carnivora, Phocidae. Gene Ontology annotation, cellular component: cytoplasm. Gene Ontology annotation, molecular function: protein phosphatase inhibitor activity. The record is from RefSeq and is a predicted model, not a curated record. Gene Ontology annotation, biological process: intracellular signal transduction.
GUAUUAGUGAAGAAGCAAACAAUUAGCUUAUUGUUUCUUUCUGUAUUGUGCUGAGACGUUCUAAGAGAUUGGUGGGGGAACAGACAAGCCAGGCAUCACUGUGGAGUUGAAGAAGGGAUUUACUCAGACCUCGGCAUCUUCACUUGCUCGCUCUGGAAUUACAGCUAUUUAUUACAAAGUGCCCUGUGUGGCUGGGUGGAGUGUGCCUGAGGAAACACAUCCCAGACACCACCUGGGGUUAGUCUUUCUGAGCCCUUCCAGUCUCUGACUAAUUCUCGUCAUUAUCAUGGAGCCCAACAGUCCCAAAAAGAUACAAUUUGCUGUGCCUUUAUUCCAGAGUCAGAUUGCACCUGAAGCAGCAGAGCAGAUCAGAAAAAGAAGACCUACACCAGCAUCGCUUGUGAUUCUCAAUGAACAUAAUCCCCCAGAAAUAGAUGACAAGAGGGUGACCAACACCCAAGCCGAAUCACAAAAUGCAUCCCCAAAGCAAAGGAAGCAGAGCGUGUACACACCACCGGCCAUGAAAGGGGUUAAGCAUCUGAAAGGCCAGAAUGAAUCAGCAUUCCCUGAAGAAGAAGAAGGUGUAAACGAAAGAGAGGAGCAGUGGGAACAUUAAUUACGGGUCUGCAGCAAGAAGGCUUCUUGGGAAUAACUGAACCAUUAACUUUUCUGAAUAUCCCAUGGAAGGCCACUCCUUGAUUGACCUCCAGAAGCAUUCUCCACCUCUGCUCUCUACACUCAUACAGUAGUAAUACACCUCCUGGGAAGCUCUCCUUGACUGAACUUUAGAACCAAGUACAGAUUGUUCGAUAUUACUUAAAAUUAAAGAAUAAGCAUUUAUUUUAUGGUGAUUUUUCUUUUUAAUGACAUUUGCAUAGACAUUUGCAAAUAUGUGAGUGUUCUAACUUUAAUACUGCAGAGCUUAAUCCCUGAUGUCCUACUGAUGUGAUUUGCCUUCUAAGGUCAAAUGUAAAUAGCUUCACUUUAAGAGUAAAAAAUAAAUAUUAAAUACAUUUA